AAAUAUUUCGCCUAAUAAAAAUGUCUAACACUCAUAUCUUGGCGUGCAGAGCUUUUGCGAUUCCACCCAUUCCAACACACGUCCGAGUGCAAGCAAAAAUAUUCGCCAAGCGCUUUAUGCAAAAAGCGAAGCAAAGCCAAGAGAAUUUGAAUAAGAAAAUUGCAUUCUCAAUAGCAGUUGCAGGCGGUCAGUCGGCCAGCGUAGUUAAGGCUGGGAAAUAUACGCUUUCGAAUUGUUGCAAUUACUUUACUCCGAAGUCUCUAGGCAAACAUGUCUAUUGCGGUCUUCUGUACGCUGCUAGCCGCAGCCGUCGCCACGCUGUACUUGAAGUUGCGUCACCAUUACAGCUAUUGGGCGCGUCGCGACGUACCACACGAAGCGCCAAAAUUCUUCGUCGGAAAUAUGAGCGGCGUCGGCACACUCUACCAUUGGAAAGAUAUAAACGAGCGCUUAUACAAACGUUUCAAGGGUCAGUCGAGUAUAAUUGGCGUCUACACUUUCCUCCAGCGUGCCGCCUACAUCAUCGACCCCGAUCUUAUCAAGGCCAUUUUAGUAAAGGAUUUCAAUUGCUUUACCGACCGUGGACUCUUUCACAAUGUACGCGAUGAUCCGCUUACCGGCAAUCUGCUGUUUUUGGAUGGCGAGCAGUGGCGCGUACUGCGUCACAAGCUGUCGCCCGCCUUCACCACCGGCAAGAUACGUUUCAUGUUCCCCACUCUUGUAACGGUGGGUGAGCGACUUAUUGGCGCUUGUCAACGCAUAAUGAAUAUAGGGGAGAGCGUGGAAUUGAAGGAGCUCUGCGCACGCUACACCACCGAUGUGAUCGGUGAGGUGGCUUUUGGCAUUGAAUGCAAUAGCUUGAAGGAUCCGAAUGCGAUAUUUCGGCGCAUGGGACGCGAUAUUGUCGAAAAGCCGCGUCAUUCGCUAUUCGUGCAGGCAUUCAUGUUCACAGAUCCAAAACUAGCGCGUCAAUUGCGUUUGAAAAACUUUCCCGAUGAUGUAGCCGAAUUUUUUAUGGGCGUGGUGCGCGAAACAACAACGUUUAGAGAAACGCAUGGCGUGAGUCGCAAUGAUUUUAUGGAUAUGAUGUUGGAGUUGAAAGCGCAGCGUGACCGCUUGGGAAAUGCGAAUAUCAGAGAGGAUGAUCUGACGAACGGUUUAAAUAUCGAGCAAGUGGCCGCACAAGCGAUGGUAUUCUACUUGGCGGGCUUUGAAACCUCAUCCACCGUUAUGUCAUUCUGCAUUUACGAAUUGGCGCUACAACCCGAUUUGCAAGAGAAAUUGCGCGCAGAAAUUUUCGCGGUUUUGGAAAAAACCAAUGGGCAGGUGACCUAUGAGGCGAUCAAGGAAAUGGUUUAUCUGAAAAAAGUGAUAGCAGAAACGCUCCGCAAGCACCCCGUCAUACCCCAUCUGGUACGCCUCACCACCGAAGAGUAUUGCAUACCCAAUACCGAUAUCGUGCUGGAACGUGGCAUGCGCAUCUUCAUACCCAUAGACGCGAUACAUCAUGAUCCAGAAAUCUUCCCCGAACCAGAGAAAUUCGAUCCCGAACGCUUCACUCCAGAGGCUAUUGAAAAGCGGCAUCCGUUUGCCUAUUUACCCUUCGGCGAAGGUCCAAGAAAUUGCAUCGGCAUGCGUUUUGGUGAAUUGCAAACCUCCAUUGGGGUCAUACAAUUGCUGCGCAAUUUCAGAUUCAAACCAUCUGCGCGUACCAAAGUGCCAAUGGUGUAUGCGAAGAAGAGUUUCCUAAUCGCCGCCGAGGGUGGCAUACAUCUGGCAGUGGAGAAGUUGGAGUCGUACUGGCGGCGACGUGGCGUACCGCACGAUGAGCCCAGCUUCCCGAUGGGAUCACUGAAGGAAUGGCGUCAUACAAAAUCCUUUUCUGACAUAUUCGCGCCCAUCUAUGAAAAAUUCAAGGGCACCGGACCCUUUUGUGGCAUUUACUUCCUCGUACAGCCAGCAGUUUUCGUGCUAGACCUAGAGCUAAUCAAGAAGAUACUCAUCAAGGACUUUCACAAUUUUCAAGAACGCGGUGUAUUUCACAAUGAAGUUGAGGAUCCACUGACGGGCAAUCUCUUCCAGUUGGACGGUCCCAAAUGGAAUGUACUGCGUAAAAAAUUGUCACCUACUUUCACUUCCGGUAAAAUGAAGUUUAUGUUUCCCACCGUCGUCGACGUCGCCAAUGAGUUUAUCAAAGUUAUGGCUGAAAAAUCAAAAGCUGCACCCUCGAAUGUAUUGGAGAUCACUGAUCUGCAAGCACGCUAUACCGCGGAUGUUAUUGGCUCCUGUGCUUUCGGUAUCGAGUGCAAUAGUCUGCGUAAUCCCAAUGCAGAUUUCGUGGUAAUGGGCCGUAAGGCAUUGGUCGAGCGUAGGCAUAGCAAACUGGUCGACUCAUUCAUGGAAAGCUUUCCAAGUUUGGCGCGGAAAUUAAAUUUGUGUUCGUUGCCAAAAGAAGUGCAUGACUUUUACUUGGGUAUAGUGCGUGAAACGGUAGAAUAUCGGGAGAAGAAUCGAAUAAAACGCAAUGAUUUCAUGAAUAUGCUGUUGGAAAUGAAGAAAAAGGAAGGUGAAGAGGACGGGCUGACGGUGGAGGAAAUUGCCGCGCAGGCAUUCAUAUUUCUGCUAGCUGGAUUUGAAACUUCUUCUACUACUAUGGGCUUUGCAUUGUAUGAGUUGGCAAGAAGUCAAGAUAUCCAGGAUAGGUUGCGGAAGGAGAUCGUUGAGGUGCUGGCACAACACAACAACGAAUGUACUUACGAGGCCAUAAAUGAGAUGAAGUAUCUGGAACAAGUUUUCUCAGAAACCCUACGCAAAUAUCCAGUACUGCCGGUGGUGGAGCGCGUCUCCAAGGCAGACUAUGACACGGGCGAUCCGCGUUAUCUCAUAGAAAGAAAUACGCACAUUAUUAUACUCACCUAUGGCAUACACCAUGAUCCCGAGUAUUACCCCGAUCCCGAAAAAUUUGAUCCCGAAAGAUUUACUGAAGAAGAAAUCAGGAAACGACCCUCAUGCGCUUGGCUGCCGUUCGGCGAUGGACCACGAAAUUGUAUCGGCUUACGUUUUGGUAAAAUGCAAGCAUUAAUUGGUAUUGCGUUAUUAUUGAAAAAUUUCAAAUUUUCAUUUCCUGCCCAAACUCCAUAUAAAUUGGCUUACAACAAAAAUAAUGUGCUUUUAUCGGCCGAGCACGGCAUACAUUUGAAAGUUGAAGAGGUAGCCGAAAAUUAGAAGAGAGGAGAAAUGGAAAAUACACUGGAAAGCUAAUUUGGUGCAAAACAGUGAUGCUUAGGAAUGCGAACAAGAAUAAAAUGUAAAUAUAGCAAUUUUGAAAAAAGGCAAGAAAAAAAAUCUUAUCCGGAAAUGCUAAAAUUUUUUUUAAUGUAUUUUAUUCACCAAACUAAGAAAAUUAAUAAAACAAAAAAAAAACUAUUAAA
Messenger RNA from Anastrepha obliqua, 3431 nucleotides. RefSeq names its product probable cytochrome P450 6a14. The coding region runs from base 271 to 3225 and encodes 984 amino acids. The record is from RefSeq and is a predicted model, not a curated record. NCBI's taxonomy places the organism in Eukaryota, Metazoa, Arthropoda, Insecta, Diptera, Tephritidae. Gene Ontology annotation, molecular function: iron ion binding; monooxygenase activity; oxidoreductase activity, acting on paired donors, with incorporation or reduction of molecular oxygen. The transcript is spliced from 5 exons.